Messenger RNA from Plasmodium cynomolgi strain B, 987 nucleotides. RefSeq lists its product as hypothetical. The transcript has 2 exons. Lineage: Eukaryota; Apicomplexa; Aconoidasida; Haemosporida; Plasmodiidae. The coding region runs from base 1 to 987 and encodes 328 amino acids. The record is from RefSeq and is a predicted model, not a curated record.
AUGGAUGACAACAAUCAAGAUUAUAAUUCUUUUGAGCAAUAUAGAUAUAAUCAUGAUGUGUAUAUGAAGAUUCGAGGUUAUAUUGAUGCAAAUGAAUUUAAUUCUUUUCCUUAUGAUGUUCUCGGAGAUCAAACAGAAUAUAAGCAUAAUAUUACUAAGGAUUGCUUGAUGCUAAGAAAAUACUUAAGGAAUUUCAAUAAUGAGGAAGAGUGUAAAAACAAAAAUUGUUGUCAAUACAUAAACUACUUGUUAAAUAAAUCAGUGCGCAAGUAUUAUAGUUCAAAAUCAUCUAUUUUUCAUAUUUAUAUUAAAUAUAUGAAUCUUGAGAAUAAUAAUAAUAAGAUAAUGAAUUUAUGUUUGCCGAAAAUAUAUUACUUGGAUCUCGAUAAAUAUAAUAAAUUUGAUUUGCUACGUACUGCAUACGAGAAUUGUCACUAUUAUAUUUCUAAUAAGCAUUCUAGUACAUCAUGUUAUUAUGCUAAUUUAUGCGCUAGAGCAUAUAAUAAUCCAAAGUUUGAAUAUAUCAAUCGAGAUGAUAUUAUGUUUUGUAAAAAUUUAAAACAUCUUAAGGUUAUUCUUGAAGAGAAUGAACCACCCCUAACAAGUGACUGCUAUUUGAAAUUUUCGGAUUCACUUAUUUACUCUUAUAAUUGCAAGGAUCUACUACAUAAUUCAGAAAAAAUAAAUACAUCUAUGCAAACCACCAAUAUGGUAUUAGAAUUACAAGGAUCACCUGGAGCACAAGAUAUAAAAAAUGACACGGUAGGAACAGAUACUUUAAGCAAUACACUGUCAGGUACUAAUGAUAUCAGAGCACACCCUCCUAGAGCGAAUUCACAACCCCCCGUAGGGAUUAUUAUAGGUACAUUUUUAGGAUUUGUUUUACCUCUAAUAAUAAUAUAUAGGGUAAGAAAAACUUAUAUAAAAAAUAAUAUCACUUUGUAUGAAUAUUUGUAUUACGUUAUGAUGAAAAGUUAUGAAAAAUAA